AACUAUACAUUAAGGAAGAGGUCCUUGGAUUGUAAACUCUGCUGGUAGCAAAUUAGCUUGCUAGGUGAAUCUGAUGGAAAAAUAACAGAGUUUGGUCGUUAAAUCAGCGUUAACCAUGUCUGCAAGAAACCCGGGAAUGCCCCUUGACCUGGAGUGGGUGUCCAGGGUGCGGGUGAACACCCAGGCAGUGCUGAAGAGAGCUCAGCAGAUCCAGGGACGCAACAAGAACAAGAAACAGUGGCAGGCGGCGUGGCUUCUGCGGGCGGUCACCUGUAUUGACCUGACGACCCUGGCUGGUGACGACACGCCCGGCAACGUCCACCGGCUGUGUAUGAAGGCUACCCAGCCUGUACGCAACGACCUGCUGAAGAGCAUGGACAUGCAGGACAAAGGUGUGACUACUGCAGCAGUGUGCGUGUACCCGUCUCGUGUGGCUGAUGCUGUGAAGUCACUGAAAGCAGCCAACUCCAGCCUACCUGUCGCCUCAGUGGCGACAGGCUUCCCUGCGGGCCAGACCUCUCUGAAGACCAGGCUGGAGGAGGUCCGUAUGGCUGUAGAGGAUGGAGCUAUGGAGAUAGAUAUAGUGAUUAACAGGACUCUGGCCCUCACUGGACAGUGGGAAGCCGUGUACGAUGAGGUGUGUCAGUUCAGAGAGGCCUGUGGGGAGGCUCACAUGAAGUCCAUCCUGGCUAUAGGAGAGCUGGGGACCUACACCAACGUCUACAAGGCUAGUCUGGUGGCUAUGAUGGCUGGGUCGGACUUCAUCAAGACGUCGACAGGGAAGGAGUCUGUCAACGCUACCUACCCUGUCGCCAUAGUGAUGGUCAGAGCCAUCCGGGACUACUUCCUGAAAACUGGACAUAAGGUUGGUUUUAAGCCUGCCGGUGGGAUCCGUACUGCCAAGGAGUCGCUGGUGUGGCUGACUCUGAUGAAGGAAGAGCUGGGAGACGAGUGGCUGAGCCCUGGCCUGUUUAGACUGGGGGCUAGUAGCCUGCUGGCUGACAUAGAGAGACAGAUCUACCAUUACGUGACUGGACGCUACGCAGCCUAUCACCAGAUGCCCAUGGCCUGAAACCAUGGUUACCAUUUCCAAAGUGACCAAUCCGAAACCUCACCGAACCAGCCUAUCGCUGUGCAGAUUGCGUCCAGGUUCCUGGAAGAGGUCUCUGUACAUGUCAGGAAUGUGUUGAUUUGAGAAGACGAUCAGAUCAAGUGAAGGAAAGAGAACCUGCCAUUUUACUGUAUACAAUACUUCUGGUAUAUCUGCCAUUUUACUGUAUACAGUACUUCUGGUAUAUCUGCCAUUUUACUGUAUACAGUACUUCUGGUAUUUCUGCCAUUUUACUGUUUACAGUACUUCUGGUAUAUCUGCCAUUUUACUGUAUACAGUACUUCUGGUAUAUCUGCCAUUUUACUGUAUACAGUACUUCUGGUAUAUCU
Messenger RNA from Salvelinus fontinalis (brook trout), 1440 nucleotides. RefSeq names its product deoxyribose-phosphate aldolase-like. Gene Ontology annotation, biological process: carbohydrate catabolic process; deoxyribonucleotide catabolic process. Lineage: Eukaryota; Metazoa; Chordata; Actinopteri; Salmoniformes; Salmonidae. Gene Ontology annotation, molecular function: deoxyribose-phosphate aldolase activity. Gene Ontology annotation, cellular component: cytoplasm. The record is from RefSeq and is a predicted model, not a curated record. The transcript has 9 exons. The coding region runs from base 116 to 1072 and encodes 318 amino acids.